GAUCGGGGGCUGCAUCCGAAAAGCACCAUCAACGUUGCCGGGUACAAGGCCCUGACCUCGAUGGAGGAGUACUUGGAGCUGAUGAACACCAGCCUGCCAGGAAUCAAGGCCAGAGUUGGAAAUCAUCCGUUCAUCAAGUGCGCGACCCAGUUCCCGCUCAUCCUGUGGCACCCGUACGCCCGUCACCACUACUUCUGUGUGAUGACGGAGAAGGAGCAGAAGAAGUGGCACGCCGUGCUGCAGGACUGUGUCCGACACUGCAACAACGGUCUGUCAGAGGACAGCACUGUUCAGACGCCCGCCUUCACCGACUCUGUGAGACGUCACAGACAAAACAAGGGACACUACGGGACCUGGGACAUGAUGUGCGGAGGACCCCCGCAGAUUCUGUGUAAUCUGGUGAUGGAGACUCUUCACCCCGAGAUAAGAAAUGUGAUCGGUCCUCGUCUGAAGGGGAAGAUGCAGCAGAGGCAGAGAAACUGGAUGUUGAUCUCCGACGCUGUGUACAGGCAGGUGUUAUCUCAGACGACGAGUCAGUUCGGCGCUCUGGUGGACAACUGUGAGGCCCAGAGAGUUCAGCUGGAUGCGAGACUGCGAACGGACAUGGACCAGAUCAUCACGUCUAAAGAACACGUCAGCAGCAAGAUACGAGCUCUGGUGUUGCCCAAGACGGAGCCACUCCUGCGGACCAGCGUCCAGCCGUACAUCAGCUCCAUCCUCGAGGCUCUGAUGGAGCCCACGAGCAGAGGGUUCUCUGAGGUCAGGGAGGUUUUCUUCAGAGAGCUGGUGGAGAUCAGCAAGAACUCGCUCAACGGAGGGGGCAAGGAAAAAAUGGGAGAUCACAUGGAGAGACUGUCCAUGCUUGCCUUCCACCCCGUGAAGAUGCAGAGCUGCUACGAGCAGGUGGAGCAGCUCAACCUGGAGGGGCUGCAGCAGAGGUUCGACGUCUGCAGUCCCUCCGUGUUCGUCAGCAGAGCUCAGAUCCUCAUGAGGGAGCAAAUGGACAAUACAGUUUACACAUUUGAGCAGCUGCUCCACCAGUCUUUGGAAGGCAAAGAAGAAGACGACAUGUGCAAGAACAUCCAGCGAUGUCAGGACAGGGUUCUCAAGAAAUACGAUUACGACAGCAGCACGGUGCGAAAGAAGUUCUUCAGAGAGGCUCUGCUGCAGAUCAUCAUCCCGUACAUGCUCCAGCAGCUCUCCCCCUCCUGCUCACCGGAGCUGCCUCGUUUCAAAGAGAUGAUCUUUGAGGACUUCUCCCGUUUUCUGCUGGUGGAGAAUAUGUUCGAGGAGGUGGUGCUGCAGUCCGUCACCAAGGACAUAAUGAUGGCUGUGAAGGAGGCGGCCGUCCAGAGGAGACACAACCUCUACAGGGACAGCAUCGUUCUGACAAACAGCGACCCCAACCUGCACCUGCUUGGAGAAAACCCCUCGGUGGACUGGGCUACCAAAUUCGGGGGCGAGGAGCCAGGCGACUCUGUUGGUGGGAUGAUUGAAGGAGGGGUUUCUGGGAGUAGACGCCGGCAAGUGGUGUCCAUGAUCCAGCUGGAUGGGGUGCCUCUGCCCUACGAGUCCUGUCUGGAGGUUCCGGGGGUGGAGCUCAUCCCGGAGGAGGACGCAGAGGUGUUUGAUAGUAAUAUGGAGGAGCAAGAGGAGGAUGAGGAGAGCGAGGGCCCUGCUAAAGAACCCAUGUCUCCUGACAGCGUGAAUGAAAUCAGGGGCCUAAUUAACCCGAUAGUGGAGAUGGUGCUGCCGGUGUCGGAGGAGGAGGAGAGCGACGUAACCAACGGGACACAGCCGACCAGAGGCAUCAUCACCUCAGAGGACGGAGUGCAGGAGGAGGUGACACACGUCACCACCAUAGUGGAGGAAGUCCCCGGCAAAUCUCCACGAGACAAGACGUCCCCGCAUUCAAUGCUCAGGCAGCUGGUAGGAAGCAUGAAGCAGAAGUCUGAUAAGGAGCAGCAGGAGGAGGUGGCCAUCCUUGAGGGAAGUCAGAUGGCGGCACAGGAAGACGAUAGUGGACUGAUUGCUGAGGUCUGUGCGGCAGAAUCGGAUUCGGAGUCGCCACCACUGCCGACAGACUCCAGCUCGCGAGAUGACAGCGGCUUCCAGUCACAGACCAAUGUGGAGGCGGAGGAAAGUGUGCCUCAGCCAAUCACAAAUGGCCUGAGUGGGGAGGACAAAAUCAUCGACCCGGCAGAUGUGGAAGUGUUUUUAGCGUAGGAAGAGGAUGUUCUGGACAUAACUAUGAAACUGGAGACAGAAAACCGAGUGACGGGAGAGGAGAGGAAAGAAUUCAGAUUUUAUUUAAAGGUUUAAUUCUUGUCUUAAUUCUUGUUUAUAAUUGCACAGUCCAAAACCAACUCCCCCCCCCCCUUCCCUUUCUGAAACAUCUCUUUGGUGAUUGGUUCCUCUCUGCAGCAUAAAAAAAAAAACACAUCUUAUUU
Paralichthys olivaceus (Japanese flounder) is the source of this 2450-nucleotide messenger RNA. NCBI's taxonomy places the organism in Eukaryota, Metazoa, Chordata, Actinopteri, Pleuronectiformes, Paralichthyidae. The record is from RefSeq and is a predicted model, not a curated record.